AUGCACCCCCACAUCAUCCGGCUGUACGAGGUCAUCGAGACGCCAUCCGACAUAUACGUAGUCAUGGAGUACGUCAGGGGUGGGGAGCUCUUUGAUCACAUAGUGGAGAAGGGGCGCCUGCCAGAGGACGAGGCACGCCACUUCUUCCAGCAGAUCAUUUCCGGGGUGGAGUACUGCCACCGCAACAUGGUGGUGCACAGGGACCUCAAGCCCGAGAACCUCCUCCUAGACAGCAGCAUGGCGGUCAAGAUCGCGGACUUCGGACUGUCCAAUGUUAUGCACGACGGCCACUUCCUCAAGACCUCCUGCGGCAGCCCAAACUACGCCGCGCCAGAGGUGAUCAGCGGCAAGCUCUAUGCGGGCCCCGAGGUUGACGUCUGGUCCUGCGGCGUGAUCCUGUACGCGCUGCUCUGCGGCUCCCUGCCCUUUGAUGACGAAAACAUCCCGAAUCUGUUCAAGAAGAUUAAGGGGGGCGUCUACAACCUGCCGUCACACCUCAGCCCUGGCGCGCGCGACCUGAUACCGCGCAUGCUGCUGGUGGAUCCCCUCAAGCGCAUCACCAUCCCGGAGGUGUCAUGA
Monoraphidium neglectum is the source of this 579-nucleotide messenger RNA. Its product is annotated as 5'-AMP-activated protein kinase, catalytic alpha subunit. Gene Ontology annotation, cellular component: cytoplasm. The record is from RefSeq and is a predicted model, not a curated record. Bases 1 to 579 code for a protein of 192 amino acids. The transcript has 7 exons. Gene Ontology annotation, molecular function: protein serine/threonine kinase activity; ATP binding. NCBI's taxonomy places the organism in Eukaryota, Viridiplantae, Chlorophyta, Chlorophyceae, Sphaeropleales, Selenastraceae. Gene Ontology annotation, biological process: intracellular signal transduction; protein phosphorylation.